Conger conger (European conger) is the source of this 4836-nucleotide messenger RNA. RefSeq names its product protein phosphatase, Mg2+/Mn2+ dependent, 1Lb (gene ppm1lb). Gene Ontology annotation, biological process: protein dephosphorylation. The transcript has 4 exons. The record is from RefSeq and is a predicted model, not a curated record. The coding region runs from base 740 to 1822 and encodes 360 amino acids. NCBI's taxonomy places the organism in Eukaryota, Metazoa, Chordata, Actinopteri, Anguilliformes, Congridae. Gene Ontology annotation, molecular function: protein serine/threonine phosphatase activity; cation binding.
AGAUUCUUCCCCGAACCGCCUAUAUUGAUUUGUAGUCGACUUGGAACUGGCACGCCCGCCAUAAAAUGGCUUUCCUGUAGAUGAAAUAAAGCUCUGCAGCGCCGGCCCGUUAGCUGCCCCGCGCUCCCCACGUGCGACAGAUGGUGCAGUCCGUCCACGGAAGAGCUGCGGCUGCGGCGCUGACAGUUUGCGGUGUUCCUCCGUGUCGCUGAAAGGGAAGCUUCUGCUGGCUCGUUGCGGCUGAGCUGGGGGCAUUUCUUCGCUGUCAGGUGAUAUAGGGGCGACGGGGAGGGGGCUUCCCCCCACCAUACCAACCCCAGUUUUCUCUCCAAGGUUGUUUGUAGCCACCCGACGCAAGCUCGUCGUCGAUUGCGCUCCGGGUUCCUUCGAUGCGGCGCGGCGUACGUAACAUGGGCAAGGAGCAAGCGCGGUUUGAUUGCGGGGUUCUCUGUUGUGCUCUGUAGCAUCGGCGCUCACAGCGAGUCGAAUUGGACCCGAUCUCUGCAGUGCCUUUCGAGUAUUUUGAAGAGUCCUAGAUAUCUAGCUACUGCGACGGCUACAUAGCCUAUGCGUUUUAGCCAAACGCAGGGGUCGUCUACGGUGAUAUUGGGCUGCACGGGAUCGGUAUAUUUAGACCUACGUGUACAUUUUAUUUUUGCUGGUCACGUCUUCGUACGGACCAUGGACUGACUUGUGCGCGGGGGCAAUACUCGACAGCAGUGUUUUCUUUUGUGUAUAAAUGAUAGAAGAUACAAUGACACUGUUGUCUCUUUUGGGUCGGAUCAUGCGUUAUUUCUUACUCAGGCCAGAGACCUUGUUUCUGCUAUGCAUAAGCUUGGCUCUUUGGAGUUACUUUUUCCACACGGACGAGGUGAAGACCAUCGUCAAGUCCAGCCGAGAUGCCGUGAAGAUGGUGAAGGGAAAAGUGGCGGAGAUCAUGCAGAACGACAGGCUCGGCGGUCUGGACGUGCUGGACGCGGAGUUCUCCAAAACCUGGGAAUUCAAGAGCAACAACGUCGCGGUGUAUUCCAUCCAGGGUCGGCGGGAUCACAUGGAAGACCGCUUUGAAGUCCUCACCGAUGUUGUCAACAAGAGCCACCCGUCCAUAUUUGGAAUUUUCGACGGCCACGGCGGUGAAGCAGCGGCGGAGUAUGUGAAGACCCGUCUGCCCGACGUCCUGAAGCAGCACCUGCUCUCCUACGAGAAGGAGAAGGAGAACAGCAUCCUGUCCUACCCUUCCAUCCUGGAGCAGCACAUCCUGUCCGUCGACAAGGAGAUGCUCGACAAGCUCUCCGCCUCCUACGACGAAGCAGGUACUACCUGUCUGAUCGCGCUGCUCUCGGAUAAGGAGCUGACCGUGGCUAACGUGGGUGACUCCCGCGGCGUUCUGUGCGAUAAGGACGGGAACGCCAUCGCGUUGUCCCAUGAUCACAAGCCCUAUCAGCUGAAGGAGCGCAAGCGGAUCAAACGCGCAGGGGGCUUCAUCAGCUUCAACGGCUCGUGGCGGGUGCAGGGCAUUCUGGCGAUGUCGCGCUCGCUGGGCGACUACCCGCUGAAGAACCUGAACGUGAUCAUCCCCGACCCGGACGUGCUGGCCUUCGACCUGGACAAGCUGCAGCCCGAGUUCAUGAUCCUGGCGUCGGACGGGCUGUGGGACGCCUUCAGCAACGAGGAGGCGGUGCGCUUCAUCAAGGAGCGGCUGGACGAGCCGCACUUCGGCGCCAAGAGCAUCGUGCUGCAGUCCUUCUACCGCGGCUGCCCCGACAACAUCACCGUCAUGGUCGUCAAGUUCAAGAACAGCAGCAAGGCCCCGGAGCCGUGAGAACGGGGCCCACGCGUCCACGCGGUUUCCACGGCCGUCGGGAAAGCCCCGCUUUCAGAGCAAGAACUCUUUCUGUCUUCGGUUUUACAACGUCUACCCCCAUAGCUCCCCGUGGCGCACACACACACACACACACUCACACACUCACACACACACACGCUCACACUCACCCUCACACUCACUCACAGACACAGGCUCACACAUUUGAUUUUCCAUUUUCGUUUAAUACAUUCUGGAAUAGCCUGAAGCUGUUUUAGAAAAUAAAUGCCCACGCAUCAGGUUUGAAAUAAAUGGAGGAUCUGAUUUGUGGCCUGACUCAUUAAACAGGUGUGUACUCUGAACAAACAUAACCCCCUCAUUUAGCACCACUGAUUGGUUGGCUAAUCUGUGGUUAGAGAGCGGAUUGGGUGGCACAAAGCUGGUGUAAUUGCUGCUUGUGCUGCUUGUGUCUAGCAGGGUUCUGGGGGGAAAUGUUAGUUUCCUCAGAUCUCAAUACCCCGGAGCAAUAUCGCUCAUUGAGGUUUAAAUGUCUAGCCCCUGUAGUACUACUUUCAACAACAUCUCCAUUUUAACUGACAUUUCAGAGGCCCUUCCCAGCAUUCCCUGCUCUCUGAGGGGAGAUGGGAGAUUAAUGAGCCUUAAUAAUAAACCCCAAACACACACACACACACACACACACACACACACUCACUCUCUCUGACACACACACACACACACACUCACACACACAUACUCUCUCUCUCUCUCACACACACACAGACACACUCACACACUCACUCUCUCUGACACACACACACACACACACACACACUCACACACACAUACUGUCUCUCUCUCACACACAGACACACUCACACACUCACUCUCUCUGACACACACACACACACACACACUCUCUCUCUCACACACACACACAGACACACUCACUCUCUCUGACACACACACACACACACACACACACUCUGACACACUUGUGCAGUGUGUAGUUAUCAGCAGAGAUCAGGCUGCAGGCUGAAUUGGAGCCCCUCCCCUGGGCCACAUCCAUCCUGUACAGACUGAGCUUCAUCUGGGGGGACUAAUGUUACUGUGACACUUCCUCAGCAUCUCCUCCCUCUCUCUCUCCCUCCCUCUGUCUCCUCCCUCACUCUCUCCCUCCCACUGUCUGCUCUCCCUCUCUCUCUCUCUCUCCCCCUCCCUCUGUGUCUUCCUCUCUCCCUCUCCCUCCCACCGUAUGCUCUCUUCCUCUCUCUCCCUCUCUCUCCCUCUCUCUGCUCUCUCAGCUCUCUCACACACACACCUCACUGCUGACAGCCCCUUCACAGUGUCUGUGUUAUUAUGCUCAACUGAAAUGGGACGUUUCUUUUGGGCAAAUGCUAAAAGGACUGGUCAAAUUAACCCCCCCCCCCCCCAAAAAAAAAUAAAAAAAAUACAGAGAACAGCGCCAACAAUUAGGCUCUUCUCUGAUCCAUUACGGUGUGUGUGUGUGUACGUAUCUGUGUGUGUGAGAGAGAGAGAGUUAAUGUGUGCAUCUGUGUGAGAGUGAGUGUGAGAGAGUGAGUGAGAACGUGUUCGCUUGUGUGUGUUGUCAGGGGACACCGUCCUCAUCAUUAACCUGCGCCUGUGCUCUGCGUUCCGUGUCUGUCUCCCUGUCCGUCCUCCUGUCUGUCUCCCUGUCCGUCCUCCUGUCUGUCUGUCUGUCCGUCCUCCUGUCUGUCUGUCUGUCCGUCUGUCCUCCAGAGCAGUUGCUGGGGUCGGGGUGUUCCGCUGCCGUACAGAAGAUUGAUCUGCUCCGUGAUACAUGCACUAAAAUGACUGAAAGCUUGUUUUAAUGGGCAUUCUCCUUUUGUUAUUAUGCAAAAACAAAUUUUAAAUUGGUACUAAACAUUGCAAUUCUCUGCUUCUAAUAGCAGAAAUACUAAUAAUUAAAUUUCUACCAACAAGCGAAGUGGGAAAGAGAUCCAUCUGCGUUGCCAUGACAUUUAGACCCCACCGCUUCCUCUCUGCUUCGCCAUUCACGCAUUACAGUGUGCUUCAAUGCCAUUGGCUCAUUUCUAGGACCCUGAUUAGCCCUGCUCGAGGGCCGCAUCACUGUUACGGACAGGCUGAUUGGCCAUUCAUAGCAGUGUUCCAUUUGGGUCUGGAUACUAUUCCGGAGUUCUGCCUGCCAUUCCUUGAUCAGCACAACAGUGCAUUAAGUAUUAAAAAAAGAUGUCCGCCCUGUUAAUGCCAGUGCAGAGACUGGUCUUAUCUGGUAAUAUAGGCAUGCAUGCUGUCUAAUCACUGAUGAUCUCUGAUCCCAAAUAAUCUAAAAUUACAAAUAAUCUCUAAUUACGAAUAAUCACACAUUUCUCACUAAUUCAUCCUGAGCUGGAAUGGGCUCUGUUAUAGAGGCCAGGUGUGUUUCCCUCCCAGAUGAGGAGCCAGGCAGAUUACUGUGGUUCUGCUCUCCUGUGUACACGCCGUCCUGGAUCAGGAUUAAUCGGGGUCUGAGAAGCUUUUUGAGAUAGGUUCCACUGCCUGCUGUGUUUGAAAUAUGUACUUGCUGCCUUAUUUUUUAAAAUAUAUUUUCUGCAGUUAUAAUUCUUUGCCAAAAGUAAAGAUUUCAUGGUUUCUAGUGUAACAUAGUUGAAAAACGCCAUCCACAUCAUAUAUGGAUAUCAUAUUUUACCUGUAGAAUAGCAUAUCUACAGUGGUCUCUAAGAGACGGAUAGCGAAUGUACAUAGUCCACCCUAUCAUCAUAGUCCCUUUGCAUCAGAUAUGUAAUAAAGCCAAGCAUAAACACCCUGGUUGACAUGAAAAAAGCGUAUUAGUGACUAGCAUUCGUAGGUUAUGUGCUUUUUUUUUUUGGUUGUAUAUUCUUCUUGAACAGUGUAUGUUACUGAAUGUUUAUGUGGAGUUUGUAUUUUGUUUUUUGUUGAAUUAAUGAAACUGUAAAAAGAAAGUUGACCUGUGGAUUUUAAGAUGACGUAGGAAAAAAAAAAGAUAACAAUAAAAGAUCGCUGAUCAAACUACA